Molecule: messenger RNA, 586 nt
Organism: Haplochromis burtoni (Burton's mouthbrooder)
Lineage: Eukaryota; Metazoa; Chordata; Actinopteri; Cichliformes; Cichlidae
Product: GTPase IMAP family member 2-like
Exons: 1
Molecular function (GO): GTP binding
Source: RefSeq, a predicted model, not a curated record
GCUCUGACCUGAGGGUGGUGCUGGUGGGUCAGGAGAGAGUGGGGAAGAGCUCAGCAGGAAACACCAUCCUGGGAAAGAAGGAGUUUAACUGUAGGAUCAGUUUGAGCCCUCUGACUUUGAGCAGUGAGAAGAAACAAGUUGAUAUUGACGAUCAUAGAGUCUCUGUGGUCGACACCCCCGGACUCUUCAGCACUCGGCUAUCUGCAGACGAGGUGAAAGCAGAGCUGGAAAAAGCUCUCCAGCUAAGCUCUCCAGGUCCUCACGUCUUCAUCCUCGUCCUCCAGCUCGGAAGAUUCACUCCACAGGAGCAGGAAGGACUGAAAGCUCUGCAGAAGAUGCUUAGCGCUAAUGUCUCCAAACACACCAUGUUGCUUUUCACCUACGGAGACCGACUGGAAGACACCGACAUGGACAUUGAGAUGUUCACCAGAGAGGACAGAAACAUCCAGCAGCUCCUGCAAAGCUGCAGCGGUGUGUACCACGUAUUCAACAACAAGAUGGAAAACAGGGAUCAGGUCAAAGAGCUGUUGCAGAAGAUUGAUAAAAUCUGCGACAGCGGACAGUCAUACUAUGGGAGAAGGCCUCA